AGAAUUUCCCAACAAACAGAAGUUACUUUCAAGAACCGUAAUGGAGACAUUUGAUUUUGAGUAAGAGGUUUAAAAACGAUCAACAGAAAAAUCAAAUGAAAAUAACCUCUCAACCAUCGCAUAUUAUUACUAUAUUCUUUUUCGACCAAACAAAACAAAAUCUGAAAAAUCAUAUGUACCAAGAAAUAGCAAAGCAAGCAGCUUGUCUUUCAUUUUCAAACAUUUAAUUUAAUUUUUUAUUUUAAUUUAAUUUUCUUGCUGUAGCUUUUUGGCUGUAACUUCAAGUGUGAGAGAUCCUAGUUGUUGGAACUAAGUAUAAUAUAUAUGCACAAAGCUAACUUCUCUCAUCACUUGCUUUAUACACACUCCGAUUUCGAUUCUCUUACUUAACCCGACGAACAAUCCUAUGCUGUAAUAAAACCCUUUUCUUUUUUUCGUUUUCCGCAAGAAAAAUGCCUUUCGGAUUAGUGUCUGCGUGGAAUAAACGGAGGAGAAGCAAGUCCGAGGAUCAAAUCAAUCCUUGUAUACGGACAUACAAACCAGUGGAACACUGGCAAAUCGAAUACAGAAAACCGCCAGCUAAAAGACGAGAUACGUCAGCAGUAUUUACAGUCAAAGAAAUGGAAGAGGCGACGUGUUCUUUUAGCGACGAAUAUCUUCUUGGGAAGGGAGGAUUCGGUCGAGUGUACAAAGGCACUCUGAAAUCCGGUGAGGUUGUGGCGAUCAAGAAAAUGGAGUUACCGUCGUUUAAAGCAGCACAAGGGGAGAGAGAAUUUAGGGUGGAGGUUGAUAUAUUGAGCAGAUUGGAUCAUCCAAAUCUCGUAAACUUAAUCGGUUAUUGUGCCGAUGGGAAGCAAAGAUUCCUCGUGUAUGAAUACAUGCACAAAGGGAAUUUGCAGGAUCAUUUAAACGGAAUAGGAGAAGUAAAGAUGGAUUGGCCUUUGAGGCUGAAAGUGGCAAUCGGAGCAGCAAAGGGACUCGCGUACCUACACUCGACUUCCGACGUCGGAAUUCCUAUCCUCCAUCGAGAUUUCAAAUCCACCAAUAUUCUCCUCGAUGAUAAUUACGAAGCAAAGAUAUCCGAUUUCGGGCUAGCAAAAUUAAUGCCGGAAGGCCAUGACACUUGUGUGACUGCAACAGUACUCGGCACUUUCGGCUACUUCGAUCCGGAAUAUACCUUGACAGGUAAACUCACCCUACAAAGUGACGUAUACGCAUUCGGAGUUGUUCUACUCGAGCUUUUGACUGGAAGAAGAGCGGUUGACCUGAACCAAGGACCGCACGAUCAGAACUUAGUUCUUCAGGUUAGGAAUAUACUAAAGGAGAAGAAGAAAUUGAAAAGGGUGAUCGAUCCGGAAAUGGGGCGAAGCUCUUACACAAUGGAGUCGGUUUUCAUGUUCGGAAACCUAGCUUCGAGAUGUGUUAGGAUAGACAGCCAAGAAAGGCCCUCGAUGAUUGAAUGUGUAAGGGAAUUACAAAUGAUACUUUACGUCAAUUCGAAAGGACUUGGAUUGACCAUGCAUACGUUUAGAAUGAUAUGAAUAAACGGGUUUUUUUUUUCCGAGUAA
Erythranthe guttata (spotted monkey flower) is the source of this 1568-nucleotide messenger RNA. RefSeq names its product Protein kinase superfamily protein. The record is from RefSeq and is a predicted model, not a curated record. Gene Ontology annotation, molecular function: ATP binding; protein kinase activity. Gene Ontology annotation, biological process: protein phosphorylation. Lineage: Eukaryota; Viridiplantae; Streptophyta; Magnoliopsida; Lamiales; Phrymaceae.